ACUGAAGGAAGCCAAUAAUUCAACAGACAUGCCAAAACAUUGCCAGAACUGUUGAGACGACAGCAGUUGCUCUGAGCAUUGGAUCAUCAGGACAGAAUUUACAAUGAAUCAAUAUAGAAUUUAUAUAUAGUUCAAUUACUAUAGGCCCAUUCUUAGUCAUGUGUGUGACCAAAAAUCUGAAAGAUUGUGGAAUACAUCUCUUCUAAUACUGAGAGCAUUACAGACCCAACCAAAUAAUAACAGAAUACCUCCUACCUACCAACGAGUAAAACAUUCCUGAAACCCGUUUGUAAUUCAAUCUAUUUAUAAGAGGGAUCAGUUUGCAUUUGCAAAGGCACUGGGAGAAGACUAAAUCUUCAUCAUGUCCAAUCAAAGAAUUGUGCACCUGGAGUGUGGGAAAUCAACCCAAGUACUUUAUGUCCUCGGAACUGUAAUCAACAUUGACAUUUACAAACCAUCUCCCCCAGGGUGUCGAUCCUUUGAAGUCACCACGAGCCCUGGUGUCAAUUAUUCCAUCUCAGACAAACAGAAUGGCAGCGUUGUCACUCAUCCCGCGAUUCGCUGGGCUCUCAUUAAAGACAGCUUGCUUCGUGUCACGGUGGGCCAAGUAAGCUCAGCUGCCAAUGAUGGAAAGGUUAAGGUUACAUUUUAUGGAGACGAUUUGGAUAAACCGGUUGACAAGAUGACCCUGGAGCUCACAGCAGUCUACGUGUCUUUGGAUGUGGAUGCCGAUCGCGAUGGAAUAGUUGAAGAGAAUAAUCCUAAUAAGAGUUCUUGGAUGUGGGGUCCGGAAGGACACGGAGCUAUUCUCCUUGUGAACUGCGACAAGGAAUUGUUAACUACUCAAUCUGACAACAUGGAUGAUAAAGUUUACUCAUUUGCAGACCUAGCUGACAUGUCACGUAUGAUCAUAAGAACUGAAGGACCAAAGCUUAUGCCAGCUGGGUACACCCUCAAUCUGCACAUUUCACCUUCUGAUAAAAAGAAAGUCCAACUCUUUCGGCAUGAGAUAUCAAGCGUGACCAGUGUGUUGGGCAGAACCAAAGAAUUGACUGCUAUGGAUUUUACCAAAGGCCACAAUAAGAUUAUUUUCUCUGCUGAAGGGCUUGCGUUUCCACAUAAUAAGAAUGCUACUUUGGUGACCUUCAACCUCAGUGUGGUUCACCAACAGCUUCCUAUUUUCACUGAUCAAGUUGUACUUCAUUUUGCUCCAUGGAUUAUGACUCCUAAUACUCAGGCUCCCGAGGAGGUGUAUGUUUGUAGCGUGCUCCAUAAUGAGAAGUUCCUGAUAGAAUUCAAGAAGUUUGUGACGAAAGCACAGUGCAAGCUAACAAUCUUGCCAGAAAGUGAGAAUGAAAAUGACAUCUGGAUGCAGGAUGAAAUCGAGUUUGGUUACAUAGACGCUCCACACAAGUUCAUGAAUAUAGUGAUGGAUUCUCCUCGAAAUAGGGGCCUUAAGAAUUUCGCCUACAAAUUCCUCUUGGGCCGAGAUUUUGGACGUAUCGACUUGAAAAGUGACGGAGAAAUAAACUCUUUGGACGCCUUUGGAAAUCUGGAGGUCAGCCCUCCUGUGACAGUGAACGGCAAGGAAUAUCCGUUCGGCAGGAUUGUCAUCGGAAGCCACCUACCCAUCCACCCAAAAGGGAGAAAGAUGGUAAAGGACACCCAGGACCUUCUGAUGGCUCAGUCUGUGCAGUCUCCCAUAAUACUAUACUCGGACUGGUUGUAUGUUGGUCACGUCGAUGAGUUCAUGACCUUUGUUCCAGCGCCCGACAGAAAGGGUUUUAGAUUACUUCUCGCCAGUCCCCUUUCGUUCUACAGUCUGUUCAAGAGGCUCCAGAAAGAAGGUCAUGGAGAAGCUAUGAUGUUUGACAAUGCAUUCUGUGACCCAAUUAAAAUUAAUGACAUCCUGAAAAAUCAAGCGUUGCAUGAAAGAAAUACCCAUGUACAGCAUUGCAUUGAUUGGAACCGAGACAUCCUAAAGGUGGAAUUGGGAUUAGAUGAAGCAGAUAUUAUUGAUAUCCCAACAUUGUUUAAGCCAACGGAUGAAACCCAUGUAGCAGCUUACUUUCCAGAUAUGGUGAACAUGAUAGUUCUUGGCAAGUACUUGGGAAUUCCAAAACCCUUUGGGCCGCUGAUCAAUGGAGAAUGUGCACUGGAAGCUGUAGUGCGCUCAGCAUUGGAACCACUUGGCCUGGAUUGUACCUUCGUUAACGAUUUCACCUCCUACCACAAGAGGCACGGAGAAGUUCACUGUGGUUCCAAUGUUCGUCGCAAACCCUUUACUUUGAAGUGGUGGAACAUGGAGAUAUAAUCACCAGUUACAGUUCACACAUGUAACAAGCAUUGCCUUAUUUUUCUGCAGCUUUGAUAACAGUGUAACCUACUGGCAAGUCUAUAACCUAAUGACUUGGAACCUGUGCUCAUACCUUCUCAGGACGUAGGAAGUUAUUUUGUCCAAUAGUCUAUAUCUCAAAGCAGUCCCAUCAAUGCUAAUCUCCCACUCAUUUAGUCAUACAGCAUGGAAACAGGCCCUUUGGCCCAACUAUCCCACACCGGCCAACCUAGCCCACACAGGCCAACAUCAUUUCUAUUAAGAUUUAUCUCAUGGUCUAGAAAUGAAAUCAUCAGAGCUGCUGCUCUUUAUACCAGCAUCUCAGCACCAAAAAUAAACAUUAGAGGGUGGAGUUUGACCGCACUCAGGAAAUUGAACAAGUCCUCUUUACAAUUUAGACUUUCGAGAUACAGUGUGGAAACAGGCCCUUCAGCCCACCAGGUCUGCACCGACCAGUGAUCACCCCGUACUCUAGCACUAUCCUUCAAUUUUACAAUUUUACCAAAGCCAAUUAACCAACAAACCUGUACAUUUUUGGUGUGGGAGGAAAAGUGAGCGCCCGAAGAAAACUCAGGCAGGUCACGGGGAGAACGUACAAACUCCGUACAGACAGCACCUGUAGUCAGGAUCGAACCCGGGUCUCUGGCGCUGUGAGGCAGCAACUCUACCGCUGUGCCACCGUGCCACCAAAGGCUUGGACCCCCUGGCAUGAAUUUCCUUGAUUUCAGUGUCAGACACUGUUUACCGCUUUGUGAACUGCCAAGGAAUUUAGUUCAUGUUGUCCCAAGAUCACUCCUGUCUGGGACCCCUGGAAAUUCCCAGCUCGGUGCUGGACUGAGAUCUCACAGAGAUAGUUCCACUGGUUCCACUGAGUUCCACCUCAAUCAUCUCCCUCUGCCCAAUAACCAACGCACCAAAGAGAAGCACAAGGGGCAGGGCCAUGUGUGCCUCGCUAAAGUCUACAUCCACAACUCCACUCUGCCAGUGCUCUCAUCCCACUAAAGGAAGGUUUAAAUGGUUGAGACUAAAAGUCCCUAGGUGUAAAUAUUACCAGCAAUCAGUCGUGGACCAACCACAUUGAUACGACAGCCAAGGCACACUAACACCUCAACUUCCUCAGGAGACGGAGGAAAUUCACCAUGUCUCCAAGGAGUCUUACAAACUUCUACACAUGCACCAUAGAAAGCAAACAGUGGGGUUGCAUCACAGCUUGGUUUGGGAACAACUCUGCCCAUGAUCGCAAAGAAUUGCAGAAAGUCAUGGAUGUAGCCCAGUCCGUCACCCAGAUCAGACUCACCACCAUUGAUUCCAUCUUCCCUUCAUUCUGUCUUGGAAAAGCAGCCAACAUAAUCAAAGACUUGUCCCACCCCGGACAUUCCUUCUUGACCCCGCUCCCAUUGGGGAGAAGGUACAGAAACCUUAAAGCGCGUACCACCAGAGUCAGGAACAGCUUCUUCCCCUUGUUGUCGGGCUUCUGAACAGUCCUUCCAUAAAGUAGGGGACUGUCCGAUUCACCUCUACCCCAAUGCGGACAUUAGACUUUCUCUGGAACUGCUACAAUGCUGAGAACUGUAUGAUUCUUUGUAAUUUGAUUGCGAUAUAAUGCCUCUACUGCUUGCAUUUAUGCUUUGAUUGUAGUGUUUACUUAGCUUAAUAAACUUAUCAAUGAAUUG
Messenger RNA from Leucoraja erinaceus (little skate), 4008 nucleotides. RefSeq names its product protein-arginine deiminase type-2-like. Gene Ontology annotation, molecular function: protein-arginine deiminase activity; calcium ion binding. Bases 362 to 2314 code for a protein of 650 amino acids. The transcript has 18 exons. Lineage: Eukaryota; Metazoa; Chordata; Chondrichthyes; Rajiformes; Rajidae. Gene Ontology annotation, cellular component: cytoplasm. The record is from RefSeq and is a predicted model, not a curated record.